Molecule: messenger RNA, 2220 nt
Organism: Durusdinium trenchii
Lineage: Eukaryota; Dinophyceae; Suessiales; Symbiodiniaceae
Source: the annotation of a GenBank genome assembly
GUGUUUGCGAGCCUUGAGCAGCCAACCACAGUGACAGUUCUUGGAAAACUGGGUGCCAUGCACGAAGCAGCCAAGACAGCGGCUGAGAAAAAGUCAAAGCAGCUGAGCAACACUCAGCUGAAGAUUCGGGGGCUGCAAGCUACCACAUCCAAUCGCCAGAAGAAUGCCAAGAAGCAGGCAUUGUUGAAGCUGGACGAGGAGGAUCAAAAGUCUCUCCAGCAGAAGAGGAACACAAGGCGCCGCAUGAUUUGGAAACAGUUGAUGGAGAAGAGAGGAAAGCAGCCUCGGAAAAGGAUUCAAGAAUCCUUUGAUGGAAUGGAUCCCAAGCGAGUCUACAGACCCAAGCUGAGCAUCCAAGACCGCCUGGAGGUUGUGGAGUGGGUCCUAAAGAAAAAGAAAGAGAUGCAGGAUCCUGAGCCGUGCGAGCCUGACAGCAAUGCAGAAUCGCUCGAAGAGGAGGAGGAAUCCAAUCGAGCCAAAAAAAGACAGCACAAAGAGCUGCCCGAUGUGUGGAAGGAGGCUGCUGGCCUGGCCUCCAAGAAAAAGGGGAAGGUGCGCUUGCAGAGUGUGCCGGCAGAGGUUCUGGCUUCGCUGGACGAACAUAUGUCCGUGAUGACUUCCGGAGUGUCUAGCGUGACGGCGCGGAACGAAGAAGUCAUGAUCUGGCAGAUUGUCAACACUGCAGAGAAAAUGUGCAAAGAGUGGAAUGCGAAGAUGAAGGAGAAGCGCCUGCAGCUGCAGAAUGAGAAGGCCGAGCUCACGGCGGGCGUGCUGGAUGGCACAGUCAACCCACAGGUCGUGCAGGAGAUGAAGAUCCCCACCCUGGCCUUAGAGCGGGCCAAUCGUGGGAAAAUGAAGAAAAGCGAUCCGAAGGAGAUUGGCACGUCAUUGAACGACCAUGUAUCAAAGGCCCGCCUUUCCUUGACCAUCAUGACGUCCUCCUGGGCGGACUGCAGCCCAGGACCACUGGGAAUUCAUGUUCCUGCUGGUGUCAUGGACGAAAAGGACCUUCAAGACUUUAACCAGGCUCACGUCGGCGAUGCAGUGGCCAUUUCAAGUGAUACCCGCACGCACUUCAUGUCAGAAACGACGUGGAACCAGCUUCUAUAUUCCCUGUACUCUCCAGCCUUUGACAAGCAGCGCAGGAAGUACAACUUGGAUGCAACGAACAAAGGCAAGUUUUUGGCUGACGCCUGGUUCAACUCGGACCUCACCAAGCGGCCGCACUUCAGCGAGUUGGAAUUGGGAAGGACUGCCUUGCAAAGAGCGGUUGCAAAGUUCACAAAGGAACGAAGCAAGCUGGUGCAGGAUGGAGCAGGGAACGAUUUGACAAGGAAGCAGAAGGACAGUCUUUCCAGCCUCUUUGCCAAGCCUAUAUGGAUGGUGUUUCUACCACGCAAACAGAAGGUAGCACCGCCUCUGUGGAUGCAGAAACACACGAAAAUUGAUCAACAUGGGUCUAUGGUUGUUACUUGCAAGAGGGGCAAGCCACAGUUGCUGGAGCUUCGCUUUCGUCCAGUCACUUUGUCUGGAGGUUCCGAGGUCAACUAUGUUUCUGGAGGAGAAUUCUACCUUUCAGGCCCAAACUUUCCUGCAGCUUUGGUCAAAUGUGUGGCCCUGCAAGCAAGCGAUGCAGCCGCAGCUCCAUGGCGACUCGAAGAGUAUGAUGAUGACAAUGCGGAUGAGGAGGGAAGCGACGGUGAGCAAAGUUCGGACCACCCUUCUGCUACAGAGUCUGCAGAGCAGGAUGAAGUCUUGGAGCCACCUGCCCGAUGGCAGCCUGACAGGCUGUAUGAGAACUUCGAAGGCUCUGAUUGUGAGAGGCACGAUCUCUGGAAGCCGGAAGGCCAGGUAGAAGCUGAAGAGAGUGAAGCAGAAUUUUGCGAGGCUGCAGAAGAGGAUCAUGGGGCAAUUUCACGGCCUCGUGGAAAGACUACCUCAGCUGAAUGGCUUCAAGUAGUUGCGGAGGGCUGGACCUACAAAAUGCCCACAGUUGAGAACUCCACGCUCGGGCGGCGUGCCCAUGGGCGUGGAGCGCACGCUAUCCUAUGGCGCAUGGGCCUGAGUACUGCUCCCGAAGCUGGGGAAAUGUACGGAGUCCUCUGGUGGCACUGCUGGAGUGCAUGCAUUGGCUCGUCUCAUGCCACGCAUCGCACGGUCCAAAGGAGGAGCGCGAGCAUUGGAAGGCAUUGGCAAAUGAAUUGUUCGAGCGAUCGCUGA